Atta colombica is the source of this 1643-nucleotide messenger RNA. RefSeq names its product dentin sialophosphoprotein-like. The transcript has 6 exons. Gene Ontology annotation, biological process: microtubule anchoring. Gene Ontology annotation, cellular component: centrosome. The coding region runs from base 1 to 1467 and encodes 488 amino acids. NCBI's taxonomy places the organism in Eukaryota, Metazoa, Arthropoda, Insecta, Hymenoptera, Formicidae. The record is from RefSeq and is a predicted model, not a curated record.
AUGAUAGACGGAAACAUCUCGAUGGAGGAAGAUACCGAAUUACGGGACCUGGUGGUGCAGACUCUGGAAAGUAACGGCGUUCUUGCUAAGAUACGGGCGGAACUCAGGGCGAGCGUGUUUCUGGCACUCGAAGAACAGGAUUCAGUUAUGAAUCCUGAACCACUUCUCAACAAAACUGUAAAACAGUACCUGUCUAAUUCAGAAGGAAAAUUAUUGUUUUCCUUAGUUAGGGAGUUCCUAGAAUACUUUGGUCUUGACUAUACAAUAUCUGUGUACGACCCAGAAACAUACUUUGGGAAGGAAUACAACUAUGUAGGAAGAAAUAAAUUGUGCGAAGAAUUAGGUAUUGUUUCAACUGAGCCAUUACUGGGAGAAAUUCUCAAGAAUAGCAUCAACGGUGCCUUUAAUAGUUCACAAAAGAAUAAAACUAGACACGAUGUAACAAAUGAAGACUCAACAAAUUUCGCAAAUGCAACGUUUGAAGUGUCUGUUCCCAAAAUAUUCCACAAUGAAUCCGUAUCGUCAAAUGAAAUAUUAGAAAGCAUUUCUGAACAGAGUCCGAAAGUUCCAAUAAACGUGACAAUAACGGAUAAGAAGAGCAAAGAUAUACCGACUGGCGCCGACGUUGUAACGGAUACGUCGGAUUAUGAUAAGCAUCAAUCUUCUCUCAGGGAGAGUACAACGGAUAUUGAUAGAAUUGAAGGUAACAGGAACAAUAAUGUAAAUUUUGAUAAGAAUACUUCGAAUCCACAUGACACAUGCACGGCGACGAACUAUGUGGCACAGGAGACUGAUAGUACCGUUACGUCCAAUCAAAUGAGUCCAUUAAGCAAAUCCGAAUCCUUAAUUAAGUUCGAUGACUCUAUAGUGAUCGACACGCAAGAAAAUCAAAAUAAAGAUGUAUCUAAACAAAACAGUAUAAAUAGUUUGGAGCUAAGUAUAGAAAAUAAUGUACAAAGUAAGAAACCGGUUAAUGCGGGAAGCAACUUCGGGAAAACGAUUUAUUUUGACGAGAUUAUCGUCGGCAGUGAGCGGAAAAAUGUUAGUACAAUGAAUAAAGCCGAACCUUUUCUAGAAAGUUUGCCAACUAUAAAUCAGAAAGCUAAUUCUAUAUUUAGUGAUUUGCCGCCGUUAAAUGGUAAAAAGGCCAACAUUAAUGAUUUGAAGGAAUUAAUGGAUAUUGGGCUUGCUACAGAUGGUAUAGAUAACUAUGAAGAAGACUUUGUGUCGUCUGCAUCAGGUAGCGCAAACGAGCAAAGCCCUACUAAAGAGCCGGAUAAGAUAGACAGUCCUCUAAAAUUACAAACGAAGAAAGAGGAAAAACCUCAAAGUGCUCGUACUGAAGAUUUAAGUGAAGAAAUCGAAGAAAUGGAUGAAAUCUUGAGUAGUACCUCUUGCCUCGAAGAUAUAAAUACAGAUAAGAAUAUAUCAAACUUUGCGACGGGUAUUAUCGCGGAUCAUAUAUAAGGAAUGUAAUUUUUAAUGGCGCAUCGCAUAGAUCCUCUGUAAGGAUUCUAGCGAAUUGUUCCUCUUGUAUAUGUUAUUUUGAUAAAAUUGAUAUCUUAUCGCUAAAUUGCCACGGACAUCUAUGCCGACUACCAUGAGAAUUUAGGAACUCGCAGAAUUAACUUUAUAGUUUCUGA